Messenger RNA from Bemisia tabaci, 1779 nucleotides. RefSeq names its product kynurenine formamidase (gene KFase). Lineage: Eukaryota; Metazoa; Arthropoda; Insecta; Hemiptera; Aleyrodidae. Gene Ontology annotation, molecular function: arylformamidase activity. The record is from RefSeq and is a predicted model, not a curated record.
UUUAGUGAGCGCGCUUCAGUUGACAUAGUCCUUGCCUCGUUCAAUAUUACUCCGUGCGCACGUUCCUCUUGAAAAUUUCCGAGAGAAAAUACUUCUUUUUUCAUAUUUUAAUUUGAGUGUUUAUUAAUCUUCUUUGUACAGAAACUACAAUAUUUGUUUUACAUUAUCAUUUAAAAUUAUCAAUAAGUUCCCGUGCAUGAAAACAUUACCCAUUUACAUGUGAUUAGUUUUUCAUUGAAUUCCAAAAAAGAGAAAAAAGAAACGUAUUAUUGCUCGGAACUUUCAUGCCGUUUCCAUAUUCGGUGAAAAAAUGGAUUAAAUUUUACAAUUUGGAACCAAAAUGUCUGGCUUAGUUGAGAAACGACGUAAACACCAUUAGUUUCUCUAUUUACAUAAGUGUUUCUACAAAUGAGCCAGAAAUUGUAGUUCCGAAUUGAAAAUGCAGUUCAAAUGAUUCUACAUGGAUACUGGACGCGCCUCAUCCGUGACUGAUCCCUUUUUCAUAUCUUAUAUUUCAUAGAGACAAAAAAUACAAGAUAAGAAUAACGUGUGCGGUGUGAUUCUCAGACACGACUUAUUGAGUGCAUGGUGUCCUCAAUUUUCGUUGUUUAUUUAUUAAUAUGUCCUCAUCUAACGGAACCGAUGACGAAAGGAAAAGUGAGCUGGAGCGGUUAUAUUCGCCGAGCCAGUGGAGCCAUCGUUACUCUGCAGAGGAGGUCAUCGCAAAACAUAUUCAGAUAAUAACUCAAGAGAGCGAAAAAGUACUUAAACUGUUCCCAAAGCAUGAGCUAGAAGUUUCCUAUGGCCAGGGCGACCGACAAAAGUGCGACAUAUUUUACCCAACAACAGGUCUGGCAGGUGCCUCCAUUUUAGCUUUCAUUCAUGGAGGAAUGUGGCAAAUGAUGGAUAGGACCCAGUAUCGUUCAGUUGCAGCAGGGUUUGCUGACGCAGGGUUUCAGGUCGUUGUUGCCGGGUAUGAUCUUGCGCCAACUGUGACGCUGGCGCAGAUGGAAUCGCAAAUCCAACAACUGGGCUCUUUCCUCCUCCAAAAAGCUGCUGAAAGUGGAUCCAGGGGCGUGUGGGUUUGCGGACACUCGGCUGGUGCACAUUUGGCAUCCCUUUUGUUACAUUACAAACCGGUUGUAGAGAAUUUACUGUUUCAAGGAGUGAUUCUGGUUUGUGGUCUUUAUAAUUUAGACCCUCUGUUAGACACGUCAUACAAUGAUGCCUUACGCCUAGACAGAGAGAAAGCACAAGACAUCAGCCCUGUGAGCCGAGGAUUUUGUGAUAAGCGAGUAAAAAUCUUAAUCAUAACAGCUGAGUUUGAUUCACCUGCCUUUAAACAGCAAUCAAUGGCAUAUUUUGAGCUCAUGGUCAAAAAAUCUGAAAAUAUAACUUUACUGGAGAUCAAGAAUGUAGAUCACUUUGACAUAAUUGAACAGAUGAGUAAUCCAAAAUUCGAACUGGUCUCGAGAAUAAUAGAAAUGGUGAGCAAUAAAGUUAGUUGAAUAUUUGGAAGAACAGAAUCUUUCAUUUGUCAAUGCUAUUUGCGUUGCCAUUUCAAGCCAAUGAAGCACAAAUUAAACACAAAGCUUGUAAAAUUAUAAUGUUGUAUUUCAGUUUCAUUUACAUGAGAAAAGAUACGUGAAAAUAGCAAUCUACAAUGGUAAAAUUAGAAUAAACUUUUUUUCAAGACAUAUUUCAAACCAUUUGUAAAAAAUUAUGAGAUCAUUUAUGGAACAGUUAUUUUUCCAAUAAAAAUAUUAUUAAAAUGUUAAA